Molecule: messenger RNA, 3152 nt
Organism: Canis lupus familiaris (dog)
Lineage: Eukaryota; Metazoa; Chordata; Mammalia; Carnivora; Canidae
Gene: WNT8A
Product: Wnt family member 8A
Exons: 6
Coding region: 1257-2258 (333 amino acids)
Biological process (GO): neuron differentiation; multicellular organism development; cell fate commitment
Cellular component (GO): extracellular region
Molecular function (GO): frizzled binding; cytokine activity
Source: RefSeq, a predicted model, not a curated record
GGUCCCCGAAGGCCCUGGCCGCGGCCGGGGGGUUUGUGGGCGUCAGAACCACGUCUGCUUUUCCGGCCCCGAGCCUGGGCCCCUGCGCUAGGCUGCGAGAAGCCCGGCGCGCGCUUGAGGGAGGCGUGUGGGGGUCCUCAGCCCGGGGAGGCUGGAAAGAAGAGAAAACUCGGGAGGCGACGUAGGAGGGACACAGUGUCCAUGUGUUAGACCGAGGCCCCCUGGUCUCUGCAGAGGCGGCCGUGGCCUCCUGCAGAAGCCCAGGAAAACCCGGGUGCCCUUGUCCAGGUGAGGAGCACGGGGUAUGCCGAAAACCGCCAGGGAGGCCGAAGCGGUGACUCACGUGCCCACUUCCCAGCGUUGGGGGUCAGAUCGGGACCCUGCCCCCGCCCCCACCCUUCCUCUUCACCGAAGGACCAGACCUUGACUCCAAAGAGAACAUACAGGCCUCUAGCGCGGAAACCGUCUGGGAACAUGCGCGUCGAUAGGCGACAUGCUCUCAGGGAGUUUCCUAUACUGAACCAGAGUCUGAAAGCAGAGCUGGAAGGCGGAAUCAGGCGCCCUGUGAGCUUGCAUAGCCACCCAGACCGACCCUGCAGCUCCCACGCGCUCACAGAGGUGUGAAUAUUCAGCCAAUCUCCUCUUUGCUUUAGUGUGUUAAGGGCUUUGAGAUCUUCCGCUAAGUAGAACACGGUAUUCCUGUUUUUGGACUCCUUGAUGCCUGGUAGAUCCACACCUGCACAAAGAACUCUGGGUGUCUGUAAAAAUAUAAAUGGCUACAAUUCGGUCGUCUCCUGUCUCCCGGAGGUGCGAGUCACCUACCGAGAACCAAGAAAAUGCCAAACAAGAACCCUCACAGACCUUGGGACGAGAUUUUAAAAAAAAAGAAAAGAAAAAGUCACCCUAUGAGAUGAUCUGUAAAUGUGUUACAGAGGCCAGGGUAGCUCCCAAAUUUCAUCAGAGAGUAAAAUCACCUGUAACUUCAGUGUCACCUGCCCAGUGGAUGCUGUCAUAAAAGAAGGGUGGGGUCCAUCAAGAGCCUAGAACCAGCAGAAUCUGAGUAAGAAUGUAGUGUGGGCCCCCACUCUGUCCAGAAGAGAGGCUACUGAUUCUAAUGACCAGGACCAAUAGCUGUUAUCAGGACAGGAAAGUUGAGUCUGCAGGGCAAGCAGGGUGACAGUCCUUGAGGAAUUGGGAGGGCAUGAGUUUAUCUCCAUAAAACCAAGAAGUCCUAUGACUGCAUCUCAGUGGUCAAAAUGAUGUCCAGAGAGCAAAGCAGUAUUCCUCAUAUCACAUGGAAGGCCUAUCUGACCUACACCACCAGCGUGGCCCUGGGCGCCCAGAGUGGCAUAGAGGAGUGUAAAUUCCAAUUUGCUUGGGAACGCUGGAACUGCCCGGAAAGUGCUCUCCAGCUCUCCACUCACAACAGGCUGAGAAGUGCCACCAGGGAGACUUCUUUCAUUCAUGCCAUCAGCUCUGCUGGAGUCAUGUACAUCAUCACCAAGAACUGUAGCAUGGGCGACUUUGAAAACUGUGGCUGUGAUGAGUCAAAAAACGGAAAAACAGGAGGUCAUGGCUGGAUCUGGGGAGGCUGCAGCGACAAUGUGGAAUUUGGGGAAAGGAUCUCCAAACUCUUUGUGGACAGCCUGGAAAAGGGAAAAGAUGCCAGAGCCCUGAUGAACCUUCACAACAACAGGGCAGGCAGGCUGGCAGUGAGAGCCAUCAUGAAAAGGACCUGCAAAUGUCAUGGCAUCUCUGGGAGCUGCAGCAUCCAGACAUGCUGGCUGCAGCUGGCUGACUUCCGGGAAAUGGGAGACUACCUGAAAGCCAAGUACAAGCAGGCCCUGAAAAUUGAGAUGGAUAAGCGGCAGUUGAGGGCUGGGAACAGUGCUGAGGGCCACUGGGCCCCCACUGAGGCCUUCCUUCCUAGUGCAGAGGCUGAGCUGAUCUUUUUAGAGGAGUCACCAGAUUACUGUACCCGUAAUUCCAGUCUGGGCGUCUAUGGCACAGAAGGUCGGGAGUGUCUGCAGGACAGCCACAACACAUCCAGGUGGGAGCAACACAGCUGCGGGCGCCUAUGCACCGAGUGUGGCCUGCAGGUGGAAGAGAGAAGAACUGAGGCUAUCAGCAGCUGUAACUGCAAAUUCCAGUGGUGCUGUACAGUCAGGUGCGACCAGUGUAGGCACGUAGUGAACAAGUACUACUGCACAAGCUCCCUGGGCAGCGCUUCGGCCAGAGGCAAGGGCAGUGCUUCAUAGCAAGCACUUGCUUAGUUGCAAGUGAAUUUGACAAUGGGAGGGGACAUGGUUUCUUUCUCAGAAAGAGUGAAUUAGAAAAUCACAUAGUUGGUCUGUAGCUCUCUUCAUAUCUGCUAUUGAUGGGGAAAUGGAGGCCCAAGGUUAUAUAGCAUAUUCUUGACAGAGUUGAAAUUGGAAUGUGGCAUUCUAACGUGGGCAGACCUCAUUUAAUCUCUCCUGCAAGCUGUUUCCUGGACUUUGUGUCUGUACUUUUGCAUCUUGCUAAAGGGGAGUUUGGCUUGGGGGUCUUAUCCAGAGGGACCCUCAAAGUACUUGUCACCAUAAGUUUCAGAGGGAAUGGAAGCAAAAACCAAAGAGUUCUGUUCAGACUUCUGAAGGAGCAAGCUUCCCCGAUGCUGGCUAACUCCAGAAAGAACAACUAUGUGUUCACGCAGAUCAUUGAGGCAGAAACCAUAUAUGUACCUAGUGGGUGGCUUUUAAGGUAUUGAGUUUUUCAUCUGAGUAUGCACUUUUAAAAAGUUCUCAGGGCACCUGACUCGCUCAGUUGGAAGAGCAUGUGACUCUUGAUAUUGGGGUUGUGAGUUCAAGCCCUACUGGGUUCAGAGCUUACUGAAAAAAAAAGUUCUCCCCUCAAAACCCUGGGAAAACCAGGAAACCAGGACCCAACAUAAACUGAGGACUUUCCCAGCUCAGAAACCACCUCUGUAGCCAUGGAAAAAGAAUGGUCAUAGCAAAUGGGCAGGUGACCCCAACUUAUCUAGAGGAGGCUCUCCUCCAUUACCCUGCCCAAAGAGAGAGAUUUUUGCCCCCAAGAGCUGUGAAAGGACUCUUUUGUUAUUUUCCCAGAUUGGGAAUUCAACUUCAUUUUGCAAUAAAUGCUAGAAUAUACAUCUA